Xyrichtys novacula (pearly razorfish) is the source of this 7460-nucleotide messenger RNA. NCBI's taxonomy places the organism in Eukaryota, Metazoa, Chordata, Actinopteri, Labriformes, Labridae. The record is from the annotation of a GenBank genome assembly.
GUUCCAGGAUAUUGCAGCAUGAAGAAGGAGCAAGUUGUCAACUGUCAGUUUUCGGUUUGGUAUCCGAUAUUUAAGAAACAUACAAUUAAAAGGUAAACAACAGCACCUUAGACACAAACUAAAACGGUUCUUCUUUAUAUGUUUCGUCUUUAAAUGGAGGCACUACAGCCGCAGCUAACGUUAGCUGUUAGAUAAAACAGACAGCACACUGAACAAGCUGCUUAUUUUUCCCUCUAAACCGUGUUUGUUUAUAUUUUAGGAUCAAACCUUUUGUCUGAAUAGUAUCUGUUCAUAAACUGAUUUUACUGUGGAUUCAUUUAUUCCAGCGUGAUUCUUCCACUGCCUCAGAAUGUAAUAGAAUAUUUACUGGACGAUGGGACACUGGUAGUCUCUGGAAGGUGAGAGGAAACACACACACACACACACUGCCUGUAUUGUCUUUGCUAAUACGAGCAGACAUGUACACAGACCAGCUAUUACAUUAAGAACUACAAAACUAUUGAAAGAGCAAUUACCAGCUAUCUAGUGAUGGGCACGACAGUUCUUUUGGAUGUACUGAAUCACUAGAAUCAGUUCACUAAAAAGAUUCGUUCACCAAAUCACUGAAUCAUUUGGCACUUGGUGAAAGAAGCCUGCGACUCCGACCUCCUGAACUGAUACACAACUGAACGGUUCAAGACUCAGUUCAAUUCAUAGUUUCUGGGACCGGGAGACACAAGUGUUCGGCUGUGUUGCUUUGGCAAACGGUUUUGUAAAAAUGAACUUGUUUAUAGGGCCUAACCGAUAUGGAUUUUUCGGGGCUGAUGCCGAUACCGAUUUAUUAGAGGCUAUUGUUAGUUUGUAUAAUACACAUCAGCAGAGGUUUUCAUAUGUGUGUUGUUGACCCAUAAUUAACUUUUGAAGCUUUUAUCAGGCCAUACUGAUGCUAUGCCAAUGAUAUCAUGCAUCCCUACUGACCAAUCUUUUGUUUCUCUCUUUGUUAGUGACCAUAACACGCAACCGACACACUCUGAAAACAGUGACUUGAAUGCAGAGGAAGACAUCCAGGUAAGGAUCAGGGACUAGGGUUGUUUGUUAACUGGGAGGCUCCCUCCAAAACUUGUCUGAGCUAAUCUUUUGGAAGGAACUGAGUCCUUAUUGUUACUUAAAAUGUUUAAACUUUUAAAAUACAAUUUGGGAAAUGUAAGUCUCAAAAUGGUAUAGUUUUCAAAGAGAACAUGCACUGACAUUAACCACUCAUUUGUAUUUGUUGGUAAUAUUUGUUAUAAAAUUAUCUAACACUUUUGGAUUUUGACUCAUAGGGCAAUAACACUCACCUUUGUUUUGUCACCUAACAUCGACCCAGACAUCCUCUGGUACAGGUGACUGAUGAAACAUUAUCUGAAUCGAAUCUGUCAACGUACGAUUUUGAUUUAUCAUCAGUCUUCUUACCGAUAUUAUGACUGUUUUGCAGGGAAGAGUAACAGACUCACAGCAUCAACAUUGAAAUUUAACUGUAUAUCUGUUGUUUAUAACUUGUGUUUCUUCUUCUCUGCUCCCCUCUAGUGGUCAGAUGAUGAAACAACCACCACUGUCACUGUAAGCACAUUCACUCUCAUAAAUGUUUGCCUAAAAUUUCUCCUUAAAUUUCUCAUGCAUUAUUAUAUCCUGGUGUUGUGAAACAUGUUAUCUUGUUCCUCUGUCCUUUAGUAAACGUUUUUUUGUUCUUGUUAGAUACAGCAGACACCCAAAACACAGUCUGUAGUUAAGUCUAUGACUCAAAUACAUAAUUAAAUACUCUUUAGUUUUACAAUAAACCCUAAAGAAAUGUUUGUAAGUGGCUGAAAGAGUAAUCAGUGUUUUUCUGGGGUGGGUAUUAAAUGUUAUUACGUGACCCUGCAGCCACUUGACCACAGCCUAGCUCAUGUAAAGCAUAACAUCAGCUUUUUAUCAAUGCAUGAGAAAUCAAGGUACUUAUAUUUGAUGAUAAUCCUACUUGAAAAUGUGAACAUCAGCAUCAGAGUUUCUCCACUUAUUCAAACCACAAUGAAAAAAAUCCUAGUCCUGUUUUAUUUUAAAGAGAACCAGGAUGACAUAAACAGAUUUUUUUCCCCACAAUAACAGUUAUUGUUUUAUUACAUGGGUUAUGAUCUCUGUCUGAUGACGUUGUGUUCUGUCUCACAGGCUCCUGAGUUCCCAGAAUUCACCUCUAAAGUGCUGGAGGCCAUAAAUGCUUUGGGUGGGCGUGUUUUUCCUAAACUCAACUGGAGCGCUCCACGGGUAAAAUUCAGCAUCCCUCGGAUAAAAGAAAAAAAAAGUGUUUAUCUGUUUUUGCAAAAGAAAACCAGUUUUGGACAAACGGCUUCACUCUUCAGUGUUAUGAAUAAAUGCUUUUGUACGCUGCCUGCAUGAAUAUGAAUGACUGAAGCAUUGUUUACAUUUGUGUGUGUUUGUUUGUGUCUUUCAGGAUGCUAACUGGAUUGCUCUGAACAGCUCCCUGCAGUGUCACAGCCUCAGUGAUAUAUUUCUGCUUUUCAAAAGUUCAGACUUCAUCACCCACGAUCUCACUCAGCCGUAAGCCUCCUCAUCAAUCAGCAUCAACACACAAACACAUCCAUCUCUCAUUCAGCCGCCAACCGAUUCAAAAUGUAAAGAAAACUCACCAGGCUUUGGUAUGCACAGGCUGAUCUCAAUCUGCAGUAAAACACAGGUUCUCAAUCGGGUUUAAGAUUUAUAGCGCCAGCUUUUUCCAUUCUGGAUGAGAAACAUUUAUUGAAGUGAGUGAUUUUCAACCGCGUACUGCCUCAGGAAAGCUGUUUGUGAGGGUGAUGGAUGCUUUCUUGUCAGACACUUGAAAAACUUCUCUCUCAAACUUUCUGAGAGAAACACAUGAGCUAAGCUGUUUGCAGAGUGACAGUCUGGUUAUAGAGAAAAAAUUAGAAUAAGAACAAACUUAUUUUUACCUUUGGGAGUUCUUGAAUAAAUCUCCUGUUUUAUUAGACAAGAUGACAAAAUAUUUCACAAAAGUGUACCUCAAGGUUUGGGUUAGAACAGGGGUGGGCAAUUAAUUUUUACAUGGGGCUACAUGAGAAACCUGAACUGCGUUUAAGGGCCGAACCAACAAUAAUUUCAACUUCAAAUCAGGAGGGUGAGAGGUUCACACAUACAGAAAAGCAAGCCCAAAAAAGCAACUACUAGUUAAAAACAGGCCCCCAAAAAGCGCACCCACGACUCACGAGUUUCACAAGCGACUUCUGAGAGAAACAGGCUUAAAGUCUUUUAUAAUAAGCGGACAUGGCAACUCUAAGGCGCCUACGUAUAUUAUGCUGAUGUUUAAACUUGUCUCUGUUCAUGAAUGCAGAUCUAGGAUGGCUAGGUUUUCAAAAUAAAAGCAACACACUUGUGUAGCAUGUUGAUGAUUUGAUUGACGGACCUUACGAAGGGUUGGGCAGGGACAUCCAAAGGGCCGGAUGUGGCCCUCGGGCCGUAAAAUGCCCAGGUCUGGGUUAGAAGAAUAAUGAUAAAUGAAAAGUUAAAAACACGAAUUUCUUAAAGAUCUCCUGAUAGACGGCUGUAUUGACUUCAGUCCACUCCUUGUGGGGCUCCCAGUCGGUCUUUUCAGACUCUUUCCCCCACCAUUUAUUCUCCUCUCUCACAGCAUUAGCUCCCAAAUCCCAUUUUUCUUCCAUGUAAAAAGUCUUUUCUGUUAUAUCUGUCUCUAAAACUUAAUAGAUGUUGAUAUAUACUUUCUUUACGCUUAAAAAAGAAACUUUUAACCCUGGAGAGGCUGCAGAAGCUUUGUGGUUAUAAAAAGUUGUUUUAACUAUCAUUUCUUUCGACAGAUUCAUUCAAUGCAGCGAUCAAGACUCGCCAGAUCCAGCUAUAAACUAUGAGGUAUUAAAAUCUCAAAACAAGAACCUGAACUUGUAUUAGUAUUUUUUUUUCAACUGGUCAUUCAGACUGUUUUUAUUUUCUGCUGCUAACUUGUGUUGUAGAUGAGUUUUAAGGGUUCCAGAGACUCAUGUUUUCUCUAAAAUACUUCUCUGCUGGACUUUUUACUCCUUCAGUAUUCAAACUGAGACAGAAAAUGGUCCACUUCUCACUGUGUGUGUUUGUAUUCUCAGCUGGUCUUGAGGAAGUGGAGUGAGCUGAUUCCCGGUGGAGAGUAUCGCUGCUUUGUCAAAGAAAACAAACUGAUUGGUAAGAAUUUUGUGCUCGCGCUGAGAUCUGAAGUCUAAUGGAAAAUCUAUCGUCUGAUUACUCUGAAGUGGCUCUCAUACUGCUUGUAAUUUUCUUGAGCAUCAGAGGUAAUAAGAAUUGGAUUAACAAGUGUCAAGCUGGGUUUCUUUACAGCACGUAAGAGCAAAAGGGAGCUGCAAACUGAGCCGCAAACCCCCCUGCUACGGGAGUUGUUUAAAAAAAUUCAACUCCAACAGUGAUAUAAUGAUAUUUGAGCUCGCCUUUUCCUCAGCAGGCUAAUUUAGAUACAAUUAUAGAAUUCAAUUUGAGCUCCGCUGACGGUGUCCAUGUGUCUUUCCAGCCAUCUCCCAGAGGGACUACACUCAGUACUACCCGCACGUCCUGAAGCAGGAGAAGCCGAUCUGUCAGGACGUGCUGGAGUUCUUCCACCAGCACGUCCAGUACAACUUCCCAGACGAAGACUGUAAGCAUCAGCUACCUUUUUUUUCUCCACCCUUUAUGAAGCCUCGGCCUGCAUCUGCAAGUGAUCAAAUAUUUAUAGUCAAAAUGAUUGAAAAUUAAGUAUUUAGCCAGAAGAAAAAUGUAUUUCCUACAAGUCAAGCAGAUACAUAAUUAAUGCGAGUAAAUGACUGCAUAAGACGUUGUUAAAUACUGUGAUUUGUCUCUGUUUUGUAGUUGUGUUCGAUGUCUACAGAGACAGUCUGGUAAGCACAUUAAAAACUUUUGAUGUAUUUUUGUAUGCCUCGAAGGCACUGAGAUGUGAUUCAGUGUUUUGUGUGUGUUUGUGUUGCAGGGGAGGGUGUGGCUAAUAGACCUGAAUCCAUUCGGGGAGGUGACCGACUCUCUUCUGUUCACCUGGGAGGAGCUGGUGUCCAGUGGGGAAAUCGCUGAUCAGCAGGUCAGCCAUCAUGGCAAACUUAUGAGCACAGAUUUCAAUGUUUUGAUAAAACAAUGAACAUAUUUGAACCGUAAACUUGUGAGAAACCAGAAAUGUUUCCACGUGAUUUCUCCAUGUGCAGGAAGGCCCGGCGUUUCGUUGCACCACCAGCGAGGUGACGGUUCAGCCCAGUCCCUGCCUGAGCUACAGGAUCCCCCGAGACUUCGUCGACCUCUCUACUGGAGAAGACGCCUACAAGCUCAUUGACUUCCUCAAACUGGUAGGCUGCUGUGACUCAUUAAAAAGAAGUACUUAGAAAUAAUCUCUAUAGAUUUUGUUUGAAGCGUGAAUAAAAACACUAUACCAUGUUUUGUAGAUCCUUUUCCUCAUUGGUAUUGGGGUUUGUAAUAAAACUAGAGUUGCCAUUUUUGUUUAUUGGUGUUUCAAGUGUGUGUCAGGUAUAAAAAAUUGAUGGAAAGAGGACAUGCACGUUAGAUAAAAUUUACAGAUCAAAUCAGGACAUUGCACAUCAGUAAAGCAAUGAUAUAGUCUACACCUUUGAAGCAUGUUACUGUUUAUUUGACAGGAUUUUUACUAGUCUUAAUUAGGGCCUGACCGAUUUAUCGGCGAGCCGAUUAAAUGGUCCAAUUUUAGCCCGUUUGAGACUAAUUGUUAAUCGGCCAAAACUCGCCGAUUUUCGCUGAUAUUUUCAGAAAUAAAAUGUGGAGAAUAAAAAUGUUCCGCCCUGGUACAUCGGUAAACAAACCAGUUUGUGGAGAACACAAUAAGUCAACGAGUUUCAGUUCAACCCACUUCACGAUGUUCCCCGCUGUGCUGGUCUCGGUCACGCCGAGUUAACGGUGAAGCACCAUGUAAUAUGCAAGCUAGUUAGAGUUAGCCACCUGCUAUUAGCCUUGCUACACUGUUAGCCGUGCUAGUAACGGUAGAAUAAACAACAGUACACAGUACGUGAUCAAGCUACUUCUCUUACUGAGGCAGCUGCAUGUCUCCAGAUGAGACCGGAUCGGAAAUGAGUAACGUGACGUUAAGACGUGGAGGCACCGAUUGGCGCGGGGAAGGGUUGUUGAAAACGCUUUUCUGGUCCGAGUUUCACCGGUCGGUCUUCCUGUCGGCAUGAAGAGCAGUAGCCUACAGUAUAUAGUAUACUGUAGAUAUCUACAGUAUAUAUAUGUUUUUUAUAGCUUAAUAAAAAAAAUUAAAAAUCGGCUGAUUAAUCAGUAAUUGAAUCCCCCCCAAUUUUCAGCAUCAGCCCCCAAAAAUCCAUAUUGGUCGGGCCCUCGUCUUAAUCAAUACAUAGAAAAGCAGUGAUAUGAGCUCCAAUAACAGAACAUACAUUUGUAAAUAAAACCCAUUUUGCUUCUCUCAACCCAAAGUGAACUUAAUUAAACUUAAUUAAACAAGCAGACUGCACAUCUUUGAAUUUAACCUCCUCUUCUUCCCCUCUCCACCUCUCUGCAGAAGAAAAGCCAACAAGAAGACUCUGAAGAGGAGGAAGAAGAGGAGGAGGAGAGCGCUCCACAGUGACACAGUGGACUCCUGAAGGAAAAAAAAAAAGCUGCUAAUGUCAACAGCUCUCCAUAUGAUGUUUUUUUCUGCAUGAAGUGACUCUUAACCUUCUGUCCUGUAUUGAAAUUAUUUUUCAUUUCAGCCCGUUCUCUCCCUCUCAUUCCUCUGAGAGCUGUACGCCGUGUACCCAGGGUUUCCUGGAUUUCUCUCUAAUGGAACAUGUUAAAUUAGCGGAUCAUGUUAACAGCUCUUAGAGGAUUCAUUUUCUGUUGAGUCGUUAUUUGCCUCUGACACCGUUACGCACUGUAAUGACUCAACAGUGCUGAUUGUCUCAUUUUUGGGGAGGUUAUUAAUAUUUUUUUUAUAGGGGAAAAAUUUGUUUCACUGCAAGAAUAUGUUCUCGCUAAUACUGUAAAAAUACCUGCUUUUAUAUGUUGGAAUAAGUGUGUAUCAUAGUUGAUUGUAUAGUCCCAGUAAGACGAUUAUUGUCCCUGGAUUUAACAUUUGUGCUUUAAGGCUGUGAGUCUAUUCAACACUAAAGCGCUUCAUCACUGACCAACUUUAAAUUUUUCUCCCCAGCCAUCUCUGCCCCCUUCAUCUCUCCCUGCCAAUUUCCUCUGAGCACUUUUGACACUCUCAUUUCUCCAAGCCGCUCCGGGCACUCAUUUUGGGUCCUGUUUCUUUUCCCAUCAUGCAUUGCUGUAGACUGUUACUCCAAAAAAAACACCAUUAAACUUGUUGUCGUGUAUCGGCUCGGCUGUCAGUCCAGUGGGUGCUGUAAGUCUAGCACAUUAGAAAAUUGAUUGCGCUUUUACACAACAGCCCUCAUUACGCCGGGAGCUAAAUGAGCUGUGCAUGCACGGCACGAGGCAGUUCA